AUGUCGUUGAAUGGUUCCCAACUUUCGAAUUCCUACACCGUCACCACACGUAUCCGAAAGUUUUCGGAUAUACAGAUCCAAAGCGACCCAUUCGGACGUGUAUCACUGAAUUCUGCUAUUCGCGCAACAUGCGGUUCUGAUGAACGCUUGGGAAGUUUGAGCUUUAUCUCCUCUGCGAAUAACAAAUAUUUUGCUAGUUUUCUUGUGAUGCAAGAAUCGACUAAUGUUAAAAUAACGGUAUACCGAUUCGAGCAUAAUCAGAUACACUUGCACUGGCAAUAUGACUGCCCAUUGAGUGAAACCGGGACGUAUAAGGCUAACGUCACUCCCGACAGUUGGAAUUCAUUGAAACUAGAAGGACAUCUCAUGAACAGCGGUGAAGAGUUGUUUCUACUUGUAUCACAAGACUAUAGUAAUUGUGCUCGUUUGUUUAUAAAGAACAAGGGCGCAGUAAUGACCUGGAUUCGUUCGAAGAGGAAAGAAUGGGCAUCUAGAUGGGAGGACUAUCAGUUCAGUGAUGACGAAUGUUAUAUGUAUAUCGUCUGUAGCGGAAAGAGGAGCGUCACUGGAUCCAAUUACAUUGUCGGAGCAUAUUCAACAGCCACUUGGGAAUUGGUCAAAGAGUGGUAUAUUGUAUGCCAUACUGGAAACCAAAUACCGCACGUCAAAUUAAUGGGUCCACUUUAUUUUGACAACCUGUAUCUCGCAGUGUCGGGCAAUAAUUUGGAUAGUUGUGUAGUUCGAGGUCUGCAUAAUGACGUUUUGCUAACCUUACCAAUUGGUGACGUUUUCAGCUACGGUUCGACGCAGUCAGUUUGGGUAUCGAGAGAUGGCAAACAACUAGUAAACGUUCCAAAAGAUCAAGCCCGCUUGUAUUACUGGGAUCUGAUCAAUCCAACUUACCGGCCAUUGCAAGAAUGUCUUUUGCUUGGAGUUGAAUAUAGGCCACGGGUAGUCAUCCCCAGGCAAGAACAUCUGUGCAGAUAUUCUCCUAACGGUGAAAUUAUCACCAUUGUCACAGCGAACAAUCGUGUUGUCAAUGUCCAAAUUAUGCUCUCUUGGAAUUUGCAAGUUAUUGAUCAAAUGGACAUUCCCUAUGCCGUCUUUGAUGGAUAUCAGGUUUGGAGUGUUGGGAUGUCUAAUGCUGGUGAUCUUUUGGUCCUUGGCACAAUACUCCCUCGGUCUACUGGUUCAAUUCAGGUUGUUAUUUCGCAAAUCUCUGGAAUAUACGAUCGUGUCCAUCGAAUUGAGCAGUAUUUUGAUGUGGCCUCAAAAGGGGUCCUCACGGAUAACCGUGUACUUUUUUCGAGAUGGGAGUUAAUAGGUAGUUACAGUGAUUGGUCAAUGACCCUCAAACAAGAAUCUUCUGAAUCGCGACCGCCAAGUUCCACUGAUAUUGUUGAAAUUCGCAAUGGUUUAUAUGAACUCGUCUUUUUAUCGUGUAAUUGGUAUAAUCCCGGUACAUCAUUGGAAUUGGAUGCUGCUGACAAAAUAACGCAUCUUUUAACGUUCACAGUCCCUUGGGAUACCACAAACAAUGUGUAUGUAUUUGCUAUUAAGAUUGGUACGACACUUGCAGUGACUGCAAUACAGUAUAAAGGCAAUCGUGUAUUAGCUGACAAAAGUCGGAUACUUUACUACAAUCAUAAUAUUGCCAGUCAAAAUCACAAUCUUGAAAUUGUAAACUGCGGAAGCUACUAUAUGCUCACAGUAGAGGCACAUGGGCAUCUUUCAAGCUAUUCUGGUAUUGUUCAUGCCUCCAAGGUAUCAAUAGUAAUCACAAACUUCAACAUUAAAUGUGAUGCCAAGUAUGACUUAUUUGCAAUUCAUGAUUCACGCAACAUGAAUAUCAAGGGUUUGAUUAUUUCACCAAACAUGAUUGUGACAAAGACUUCGACAUUUCUUGGCUACAUCCCAAAUCUAAUGCUAAACCUGGAUGCUGAGAAUGGCAGUUUGUGCUUUGGUAAUAGAAGAAGGGGGAUUUACAGUGCAUCAAAGCUUGAUAUGUGGCUAACUUACACUCAACGUGAUCGACAUAAUGACAUAAUUCUUGGACCAGGACAAUUUACUGAUAUUAUAUCAAGUCACUACACUGCUGUGUUUGAUGAUAUGGAUUAUGAUGACAAUAACUGGCCCUUUCCAUGUGUAUUUGCUGGUGCAAUAGCUCUUGAUGCAAUCUCUGUCAACACCACUCUGACUGAUGAAUUUCUCAAGUGUUACCAUAAGUCAAACGAGCUAAUUUUAAAAAAUACAGUGACUAUUACUUAUUGCAUUCCAGCUGCUUGCCACAUCCGGCCACUUGGUGUCCAGUCCUUUCUGAGACACAUUACUUUAUGGACCAUGAAUGUUGAAGAAAGACUGGUCAGUCUACACAGAAAUAAAUACUGGAAAAGAAUCACAAAUAAUAGUAACUACUGGGAAAAAAUUAUGAAUAACUACCAGUACUGGGAAAGAACUCCAAGUAACUACUGGAAAAUAAUUGGAUUUUAUAUGUUAUUAUUCUGUUUAUCUCCAAUAUUUAUUUGGAGAUUUUUUCAGAAAACAAGUCACAAAACUCUUCCAAAUACUACAAAAUGCACCUUGCCUUUGGCUGGAUUUUGCUCAUAUAACAAGCAUAAAGUGUUUAAACCGCCCAUAACACAUGGAAGAUUAAGAUCAGAUAAUCAGAAAGGAGUCUUUAAUGAUCUUGUUAACUGUACAUUAGGGAGUGCUUCAUUUGGCUACUCAGGAAUUACAAUUAAGCCACAUCAUUCACAUGCAGAGAGUCCAUUCUCUUGUUUGAUUGAUGAAAUACUUGCUCUCAGUGACGAGAAUGUACAGUAUGACUUUUUUGAAAUACUUUGGCUUAAAAAGUUGCUGACAUGGAAACUUGAUACUUUUAUAAGGAAAAAACAUUUUGAGCGUUUACUGAUACCAACAAUUGUGAAUUUUGUCCUGCAUUUACUAAAUGGACUUUUUCUUACACAAGGCAAUCAGUCAAAUAUUCAAAUCAGAACUAAAAUAAUUGCAACUUUACAAUGUAUUGUUGUCAUCUAUCUGGGAGUACAAGAAUUGCGGCAAAUGAGAACUCAAGUACGAUACUGGAAAUCACUUUUCAACUACUUUGAUUUUUCCACUAUUGGCUUGGCCCUUGGAAUGAUAAUUUGUGUGUUUAUUGACAAACAACCUCCAGUUUCCUUUAUUGCAUUUUCAACUGCCAUUAUUUGGGUAAACAUGAUAUUGCAAUUCCGUUUCUACAAACCAAUUGGCAUUUUAUUGGCAGUUUUAACUGACAUGAUCAAAGGAGUUUCUUGGUUUCUUGGACUAUUGGCGACUUUGCUUCUUGGUUUUGGAUUUAUACCUUUCUUUUUGCUCCGGCUCAAAACAAGUGUUAAUGGUGACUUUGGAUCGACUUUAUUUAAAAUGAUUGAAUUUCUAGGAAAUGACUUUACAUCUCUUCAACCAUGGGGAAAUGAUAUAUCUAUUAGUAUUGUUCGUAGUUUGUUUACAAUUAUAAUAUCUGUGCUGCUACUCAAUGUGCUUAUCGCAUUAUUGAAUUUGCAAGUUGAGUCUUCAUCAAAAAAGGGAGAAGCCAAGUGGUUCAAGCAAGUUGCUGAAAUGGUGGUUGAUAUUGAAAAAUACUAUUUAACAUCUGCUGAACGUAGUCGGCCUGAAUGGUUUCCUACAUGGUUCAAGUACACUGUCACUGAAGAUGAGAAAUCAGAAUGGAAAAAACAUUUGGAAGUAAAAGGAAAAGAGUGGCCACUAUCCAGCACAUCAGUUAAAACCGGGGCAGAGGAUAAAAUGAAAGUUUUAGAGAAAUCUAUUAAUGAGAUCAAAUCAAUGAUUAAUGAAAUGUAUGCUGAAAUUCAUAAAGUAAAAGCUGCAAUCGAUAAAGAACCACAAACAUCCAACACAGAAUCUGACCAGGUCCAGGAAGAAGAAGUGGAAUCAGAGUCAGAAAUUUGA
Molecule: messenger RNA, 3948 nt
Organism: Paraglomus occultum
Lineage: Eukaryota; Fungi; Glomeromycota; Glomeromycetes; Paraglomerales; Paraglomeraceae
Source: the annotation of a GenBank genome assembly